CGUCGUCAAUCAUUGUGUUUUUGAUUUGUGUGUUUGAUUGAGCUUUUGAUGAUAUUUUUGCUGUGAUUUUGGCGUAAAUUCGAUAUUUUCAUUCAAAAUUAAAUUAAUGCAUACUAUACCAUGUACCAUAUCGAAGCUGUUUUUCAGUAGCAAUUAAGAUGUUGGUCUUAAUGUGAAUAUUUCCUGACGUAUCAUAAUUAUUAUUUACAUAUUGCCACGUAGAUAAAUAGGGCAUUAUAAAUUUUACUUACAACAGUAAUUUUUAUUAUAUAAAAUGGGUGUAAAAGACGCCAAUAUGCCCAGCAAGAAGUCUGUUUUAUUGGCCUAUGUUUUCUGGCUUUUUGGUGGUAUAUUCGGCCUCCACCACUUUUAUUUACGGAGGGACAGGCACGCUUUCGUUUGGUGGACAACCCUUGGUGGUUUCGGGGUCGGUUGGCUAGGAGAGGUGUUUCGGAUCCCUCGAUACGUCAGGGAUGCUAAUGAAGACCCUAAGUACAUGCAAGACCUAAUCAGCAGGAUGAAGAUGAACAAAAAGCCUCCAUUCUCGAUGAAUCGCUUCACCGGGAUGCUGAUGGUGGGGUACUCUUGGGGCCAGAUGAUGAUGUUCGCUGUACCGCCUGAUGAGCUCUGGGGCAUAAACUUCAGAUAUCUCAACUAUGUCAUACCUUUAGUAGCUGCUCUUGGUGUGUGGGUAGUGGGUAACAUUGGUCGGGAACAGGGCAGUCUGAAGUGGCCACUUCUAGCCGCUUAUCUCGCAUACCCAGUGCGCUACUAUAUCUACGACGAGACGGUGUGGUUCACCAUCAUGGUGCUAGCCGCUGCUCUGGCCUUUGACACGUUCUCCAAGGAGUGGCGGCGGACGCCGAGGAGGCAUCAUAUUGCGAAACGUAUUGCCGUGCUAGGCUUGUGCGCCUGUCUGUACGUGUCGCUGUGGUGCAGUUAUCUGUAUUUCCACGGCACCAUCACUGACAGCGAAGGGGACGAGGUGCCAGUGUAUGAGGCACUUCAUCAUUUCUUCACCAGUCCUUGGUGGCUUGACGUGAAGCAGUGUUUGUAUGACACGUACCAAUAUGCUCAACACCACGGUUGGUACGAAGUGUGGAAGCAGAUCAUCGAGCUCUCAGACCCUCAUGGAGAACAGAACGCUUACAAGGUUCUCGGGCUCGGUCCAGAGGCGAGCCAGCAAGAGAUAACGUCGACUUGGCGCCGCCUAUCCCGCGAGAACCAUCCGGACAAAGUGAAGGACUUAUCCCAACGCAGGGCCGCCCAAGAACGCUUCAUGGAAAUCCAACAGGCUUAUGAAAUCCUCUCCAACAGCAAACACAGGAGGAACAGAAGGAACAAGAAGGAUAACACGGAGAGAUCGGAUGAGAAAAUAGAGUUGUAGUAGAUCUGGUAUUAAUAUGAUUUGCUAGAUGAUGUGCGGACUGUUUCAUCUGAACUGAUAGUGUGAGACCUUAAGGGCACUGGCAUUUACAUGAGCAUUUAAUUUAUGUAGAUUUUUUAAUAUAUUUAUAAUAUAUACAUAUUGUUAUAUUAUAUAUAUGAAAUUAAUAUAUUAUAUAUAAAGGACAAUUUUAGAAAGAUAUAUUGCUAGAAAAUUUGCGAAUUCAAGUGUUAAUUUUGUAUUUCGUAAUUUCAUUUGUUGAAACCUUAUUUAUCUGUGGUGCCUUCGCGCAUGUUGAUAAGACAUAUAUCUUACCUUUCUCUCUUUUACUGAGGUAAACUGAAGAGGCAAAGAGAGAUAGCAUAUGCUGAGUUAACGUUUGUUUGAGUAAAACAUUAAAGUGUGAUAAAAACCUCUUAGGUUUAAACGCACGCCGACAUCAAGUUUUUACAUAUCGAUAAAAUUUUAAUAGGGCUGAAUAGGACAAUAAAAGAUCUUUCAUGAACACGAUGAAGAAGAUGCAUGUAUUCAAACGUAUCUUAUUUAUAAGUAUACUUGAUUUAUUAUGAUUUAUUUCUUAAGUAACUCGAAAUAUAACGAGUCUUUUACUCGGCGACUGCAAUAUAUUGCUCAACUAUUAUGACAUUCCAUUUGCAUUAACAGAAUUACUUGCACUCGAUUAAUAAUUUAUUUAUAAGUAAAUUACUUUUAUCUCUAAAAGUUAUUUACUUUAGAGAUAUGAAUGAAAGAAUAAUCAAUAAGAUUUUAUUUAUCUGCUCUUAUUAUAAAAUAUGGUUUAUUUAUUUUCUUAAGAUUUAAAUAAGACCAAUUUAAUAUAUGUACUUAGUAAUUUGUUAUUUAAAGUGGGAGUAACAGAAUCCAUAAAAUAUUUUUAUAAGUUUAUGAGAAGCGAAGCCAGUUCAUGAAGUUUAGUCUUAACGUUUCUUAGUGCACUCGAACAAGAACGUGAACGCUAAAACUUUAGUUAACCUCUAGAAAAUACAAUAUGAAUAAGAACUCAGAUGGUGGAUGAAAUAAAAGUGAUCUGAAUGUAUAAUUUUGUAUUCCCUUUAGUAAUAUAAAUUCUACUUCAAAUUGUUCCACGUUCCAAAUUGUAUAUAUAGCUAAUUGUCAAUAAAAUCUUUACAUAUUCACACACACAAUUUAGUUGGCUAAAUUACCAAUAGAUUGUGAAUUAAAUUUUUAUAAGAAUCUUACCUCAGUCACAUACAGACUUUUUGUAUCAUAUAGUCCCGUUACUCAAAGGUAUGCAUUAAUUAUGCCAAAUUAUUGACUGUUGUAGAUUUAUUUUAGCACACUAAUACUAUAGGUAUUUAUCGUAAAUCAGCUCUUCCUAUGCCUAAGAUUAUUUCUCUAAUUGAAAUAAAUGUAAUAUUAAAUAUCCAGAAACAGAUCUUAUUAUAUUGCCUGGAAUAACAUCUCAAUUUGUACUCGAAUACAGUUUUCCAUCUUAUAGGUCUGGCAAAUCAAAAACAUGCAUUUAUGAUGCCAAAUCGAUUAAGUAGUUAGGUUAGUAGCUAGUUCAUAAUUUUUUUCUGAUUAGAAAGUAAAUACUUUGAUUAUUUUAUAUUAUUAUUAUUAUUUAUAUAGGUAAAGUUUGAUAGUCUGCUUGCUCCUAGCACAUUAACCAUUAUUUGAGAAACGGACGAAUUUUCUAUGUAAGCAGCUUCGGCGGCAAAUGUUUUGCUAUCGUACAUAUAGAAAUUGGAAUAAUUACUCUGUCUUAUUCCAAAUUCUACGUUCGCGACGCUGUUCGCUUCUAUGUGAGCUCGUUUCAUCAGUUGUGUGUAAGCCCUAUUAAAUGGCCGCCUUGAACAUAUCUCAGUUGCAGCCGUAAUAAAAUUAUUUUGUAGGCGAUCAUACUCUUUUACCGCAAUUGGCGCAGUACAAACUUACCUGAACAAAAACACUGUGGAGACUGCGACGCUUGCUGUCUUUGUGAAGAUUGCGUUCAUCCAUAUACCUGUAUAAUUAGCGGAAAUCUUUAUUGCUUUUUCUUCUGUGAAAGUUGGCAAUAGGCUACAGUUUUUUAUGGACCUAUUUACUCUGUUAAUAUAUUUAAUAUUGACCGUAACUAAUGCUUAUUUUAUGCAGGCAUUGUAAAUAUUAUUAUUAUAAUUACAAAUGUUAUCAUAGUUAUUCCUCAAACGAAAUCCGUCCAUUUUAAAUGUACUUAAUUAAUUUAUUUAGAUAAGUAAAAAGGACAUUUGUAUUUUUGUGCGUAUUAUUUAUUAUGUAACA
Messenger RNA from Amyelois transitella, 3649 nucleotides. RefSeq names its product dnaJ homolog subfamily C member 22 (gene wus). Bases 275 to 1387 code for a protein of 370 amino acids. Gene Ontology annotation, cellular component: plasma membrane; early endosome. The record is from RefSeq and is a predicted model, not a curated record. Gene Ontology annotation, biological process: endocytosis. The transcript is spliced from 6 exons. Lineage: Eukaryota; Metazoa; Arthropoda; Insecta; Lepidoptera; Pyralidae.